AUGGCGCUGCAUACGACCGUCCCGUUGACUAUUGAGCCUAGCCUAAGCCUGCCCUCGCGCUCACCCACGCGCCAAAAAAGCAAGUCACUCACGCCCUUACCCACUUUCCUCGACGAUGGAUCAUCCUAUUGGCUUCCACCACCAGAAAAUAUCACACAGGGAGGCUACGGGCUCGGUUAUGAUGUAGAACCGCUCUCAAUGCUAGGUAGGGUUACUGGCGUGACUUCCACCCAGCAAAGCGCGUAUAUUGGCGCGCCGCCUCCGUUGAGCACGACUUUCGACUGCAGUACGACACCGUUUACGCGGAGACCAUUGCAGCAGACGACAAGCUCCCAGUUUUACUCCCAUACUCCCUUGACUGCAACAUCUGCGGCUGGAUUCUCUGGUCUUUCAUCGCAUACAGAAUACUCAAUUGGCGGAAAUUACGUUUCUCAUUGUGACGACAAUGAACGCGGAUCCUGGCAGAAUCACAAUAUCAUACCGGCACCGACCCUGCUCGAUGAAUACUCUUCUUAUGGGGUGUCGAGUACCUUUGGCCUUGCGGAUCCAACUGGCCGGUCGUCCCAAUACAACAAUUCCCCCCAGCAGCACCAGCUCCAUCCCGUUCCGAAUCAUCUGCACUUUAACUACACCGAUUCUUUCUCUGAAGCGAUCGCCUCACCUAUCCCGUCCUUUCCCACCUCUGUGCACCGUUUUUUCAAUACCGACGCGCAGAAUAUGGUAGGUUCGUCAUACUCCAGCCAAAUCGAGCAAAGGGCCGGUCCCAUGGGGUGGUCGCCCAGCACGAACGGUGACUCUCCGUCCCCUCCAGCGAUGAAUCUCAGCCGGAAGGGAAGCACAGGCAGUAACAGUGGUCCGCCGAACAAGUCCAGCAACCUGGCCUGUUUCUUCUGCAGAGGGCGAAAGAUCGCCUGUGGAAGGCCUAUGGAGGGCAGCGCGGAUAUGACGUGCAAUCAGUGCGCUAGAAGACAGCUCAAAUGCGAGUACCCUGCGGAGUCGAGACGCGGGCAACAUAAGCGUCCUCCGAGGAAGAAUGCACCAUCUUUGGGGCAUGAUGUGAACUUUGCUAUGUGA
Messenger RNA from Desarmillaria tabescens, 1074 nucleotides. RefSeq lists its product as uncharacterized. Lineage: Eukaryota; Fungi; Basidiomycota; Agaricomycetes; Agaricales; Physalacriaceae. Bases 1 to 1074 code for a protein of 357 amino acids. The transcript is spliced from 4 exons. Gene Ontology annotation, biological process: regulation of DNA-templated transcription. The record is from RefSeq and is a predicted model, not a curated record. Gene Ontology annotation, molecular function: zinc ion binding; DNA-binding transcription factor activity, RNA polymerase II-specific.